This is a messenger RNA of Erinaceus europaeus (western European hedgehog), 2979 nucleotides long. RefSeq names its product hyaluronan mediated motility receptor (gene HMMR). Gene Ontology annotation, molecular function: hyaluronic acid binding. Bases 98 to 2209 code for a protein of 703 amino acids. Gene Ontology annotation, cellular component: membrane. Lineage: Eukaryota; Metazoa; Chordata; Mammalia; Eulipotyphla; Erinaceidae. The record is from RefSeq and is a predicted model, not a curated record. The transcript has 18 exons.
GACGCCCCGGGUCGGGCUAUUGCGAUUGGCUGCCGCCAGGGGGGCGGGGCCGGCGGCGAUUUGAACGCGCGGCGGCGGCUGAGCGCGCGGGGCAGACAUGUCCUUCCCGCGGGCCGCGCUGCGGCGCUUCAACGAGCCGGCCGGCUGCGCCCCGUCCCCUGGCGCCUACGACGUGAAGCCAGCAGAGGCUGCCCGCGGCCCCGUGUCCUUCGUGAAGGCCCAGAGGUUCCCAGCACUCGAGGACACCCGGCCUGACCUCGCAGCCGACGGUGACGCUCUGCCUGCUUCAGCCAGAAGGGGCAAGGCCCCAGGGACCAAGAAGAAACCUGAAAAGAGUGAUCAGGAUCUGAAGAUGUUGAAGAAAGAGAUGCGAGCCCUCGUGCAGGAGCGCAGCUUACAGGUCAGGCGCAUCCAGGACCUGGAAGCCAAGCUGGAGAAGGUGGAAGGCAAGCUGAGUGCUGCAGUCAGGGAGAACACGUCUCUCGCUGCGGCCGGCGCGUCCCUGAAGAAGCAGCUCAUUGAAUUCACCAGGAUUAACGAGCUGCUCAAGUCUAAGUUCUCUGAAAACCGCAACAAGAAUAUGAAGCUCCUAAGCCUUGAGUUGCAGAAACUCAAACACAAGCGACAAGCAAAGGCUCUGGCGGCCAAUCAGGAAGGCGUGGAGAGGAAGCUGCAGGAAGAGCCUCAGGAGAAAGCGCCACAGGCUGAGGGGGAACUUGUCAUAAUAGACCAAGAAAAGACUGAUGAAAAUUCUGAAACAGAAGAACUCUUAGAAUACAUCCAAGAAAUCAGCCACGCGUCCGAUCAGGUGGAAAAAUACGAGCUGCGUAUUGCUCAGCUAGAGGGAAAACUGCAGGCGGAAGCUGCCGAGGUCUCCAGCCUUAGACAGUCUCGUGAGCAGAGUGCUGCGCUGUGGGCACAGCUGGGAGACCUGACGGCUAGGUGUCAGCUGCUGGAGCAGGAGAAAGAAAGCCUCGCCAGCAAGUAUAAUGAACAGGAGGAGACUCUAAAUUCUGAAAUAAAGAGCCUAAAAGAGAGGCUUGUUCUUGAAAAGGAAGAACAGGAAAAGCUACAACAAAAAGAAUUGCAAAUCGAUUCCCUUCUGCAGCAGGAGAAGGGAUUGUCCUCCAGUCUUCAGCAGAAACUGUGUUCUGUCCAGGAGGAACUGGCCAGAGAGAAGAGCCUGUUUGAGGAGGAAUUAAAAGCAGCACUGAGGGAGCUGGAUAAGUUGCAACACAAGGAGGAGCAAGCAGAGAGGCUCCUUGAGCAGCUGGAAGAGGAAGCAAGGUCUAGAGCUGCAAAGCAGAAGCUUCUGGAAGAAGCGCUGGAGAGGAAGGAAGCCGAGCUGGAGGACAGCAGGGCAGCUCACACCCAGGCCAGUCUUCUGCUGCAGGAGAAGCACAGCCAUGCCCUGCAGAGCCUCAGGGAGACGACUGCACAGCUGGAGAGCUACAAAGCAUCAACUACUACUGAGCUUGAGGAUCUUAAGCUGGAGAACUCGUCACUGGAGCAGGAAGUGGCCGCAGCCAGGCAGAGCGCAGAGGACAUGCAGCAGCAGAUGCAGGAGGCUGAACGUGCCCGGGGAGACUACGAGAGGAUGCUUCUGGAUCUGCAGACCAAAUCAGCAAUUAGAGAAGUGGAAAUUAAAGACAUCACUGAUUCUUCUCUUAAAAAAAUAACGGAUUUGCAGAACCAGCUCAGGCAACAAGGUGAAGACUUCAAGAAACAAGCAGAAAAGGGCGAGUCGAGAGAAGCUGGGAACGAAAGCACAAUAGCAGAGCUGACCGAGGAGAGGAACAAGUGGAGGCAGCUGUAUGAAGAGUUGUACAAUAAGACCAAGCCGUUCCAGCUACAACUGGAUGCGUAUGAGGUGGAGAGACAGGCUCUGCUGAACCAGCACGGCGCGGCUCAGGAGCAGCUGAACAGACUCGGAGACUCCUACGCCAGGUUGUUGGGUCACCAGAAUCUGAAGCAGAAAAUCAAGCAUGUUGUGAAACUGAAAGAUGAAAAUAGCCAACUCAGAUCGGAGAUGUCAAAACUUCGCUCUCAACUUGCUAAAAAAACACAAAGUGAGAUGAAGCUUCAAGAAGAGUUGAAUAAAGCUCUAGGCAUCAAACGCUUUGAUCCUUCAAAGGCUUUUCAUCAUGAAAGUAAAGAAAAUCUUACUCUCAAAACCCCAUUAAAGGAAGGCAACGCAAACUGCUGCUGAACUCACGUGGAGUUUCCAGAAUCGUGCACGCAGACCGCUGACAGACCCGUCAACGGUGACUUCUGUGUAUUCCCACUAUUGUCAUUAUGCGCGCACUAGGCAGUCCUGGUGUUGUGGGUAGUAGGUAGACUUCCUGCUCUCAGCAUGUGAAGAGAAGCUUGACAGCUUUCCCCCGUCUGCUGGUGCCGUACACGCUCUCCUACUUCCUGGAGGCUCCUGUAUCUGCAGCUUCUGGCUACCUUCCCCGCAGACCCCUUGGAAUCAGCAUUCCUUCUAAAAACCCCUCCUGUUGUUCACUAGUCUGAAGCUCCAGGUGGGUCAAGAUUUACCCCCUGGGUUUUUAGCUGGUUGCUGACAGCCCUUUCUGACCCGAGCCGCCUAAACAAGUUGAAACAGAAACACCUCGGCAUGUUCUUCCCUGCACCUUUGAUGGCUGCAAGGACCUUUCUGUCCUGCCAAGGCCCCUCAUCCAGUUAGGGCGGGAGGGCGUACACACCUCGGGUAUCACGUCAUCUCUCAUCAGAGUCACCCAGCUUGUCAAUAAUUUAAAGAUUCCUACGCUCCAGCCCCACCACAUUAAAACUCAAGUGUUGGCCAUAAAACCAACGUUUUUAAAUAAACUGCAGAUAAUUCUCAGAUAAGCUGAAAGCUAAGAAACUGCUUUUAUCUUCUUUGAAGAAUGUGUUUUACACUGCUUAUCUCUUGUCCCACUACUGUGUGUUUGUAUUUGUAAAUAUGAAAUAAAAUUGCAUUGUCAUGUGCCCAGUUAA